AUGGAAGCGAGCAGCAGAGUGAUGGUGCAGGUGUUGUUGUUGGCGUUGGUGGUCCAGGUCACCCUGUCCCAGCACUGGUCCUAUGGGUGGCUACCAGGUGGAAAGAGAAGUGUGGGAGAGCUGGAGGCAACCAUCAGGAUGAUGGGUACAGGAGGAGUGGUGUCUCUUCCCGAAGAGGCGAGUGCCCAGACCCAAGAGAGACUUAGACCAUACAAUGCAAUUAAUGAUGAUUACAGUCAUUUUGAGCGAAAGAGAAAGUUCCCAAAAAAUUGA
Molecule: messenger RNA, 273 nt
Organism: Cyclopterus lumpus (lumpfish)
Lineage: Eukaryota; Metazoa; Chordata; Actinopteri; Perciformes; Cyclopteridae
Gene: gnrh3
Product: gonadotropin-releasing hormone 3
Exons: 3
Coding region: 1-273 (90 amino acids)
Biological process (GO): multicellular organism development
Cellular component (GO): extracellular region
Molecular function (GO): hormone activity
Source: RefSeq, a predicted model, not a curated record